UGACAGCCUCUAUAAUGUUGACAUUCCUGCCCCUUCGCUGGUAUGCGGUUUGUUUUGGUUUCGUUCUUUACGCGUAAAUCAUCUUCUAUCCCAUGCAAGCAUUGCAUGUGGUUCGUUCUGUGCAAUAGUAAAAUUAAGUUUUAGAAAAUGACAUCCAAAAAUGUCAUGUCUCGAUUGUUCGUAGUGUCCUCUGUUGGUUUCGGUGGCUAUCUAACGGGAACAUAUCUCGAACGACGGAAGUUGCUCUGGCGUACUGAUUAUGUAAACACCGGCAAGGUGGAAGAGCGGUUCUGCUCCAAACCAGGCCUGCCCAUAUUCGGAACCGUGUCGGCAGCAACUCCCAUCCCUGCUGAAAGUCAAUCAUCGGCCCUGGUAAACGUGAGCCGUGUUGGUCAGAUAAUGAAGUACGGGUUUCCCGGUUUGGACAAUGUACGAUCAUUCGACGAUUACGUACUUUCAUACGAUAGAAGGACACGUGUCGCACAUUGGGUAUUUGAGCAUCUAACACCUCAAUCGGUAAAGCACAAUGAUGCCGUUGAUCGAGCAAAAAGCGAUUUCAAAGCGGAUGAAAGUGUCCAUCCGUUCUUCCGCUCUUUAAACACCGACUACAAAGGGUCUGGGUUUGAUCGGGGUCAUCUGGCUGCGGCGGGAAAUCAUCGGAUGAAGCAAAAGCAUUGCGAUCAGACGUUCUUCUUGACAAACAUGGCACCGCAGGUCGGUGUAGGUUUCAAUCGCGAUAAAUGGAACCAUCUUGAGCGACACGUCAGAAAGCUAACGAAACAGUACCCAAAUGUUUACUGCUGUACUGGACCAUUGUAUUUGCCACGAAGGGGAGACGAUGGCAAGCUGUACGUGAAGUACCAAGUGAUCGGAUCAAACAACGUAGCCGUUCCGACACAUUUCUAUAAGAUUGUUGUAAUGGAAACGACCGAUGGUCGGUUGGAGAUGGAAUCGUACGUACUGCCAAAUCAAAAAAUAGACGAUGGGACACCGUUGUCCAUGUUCCAGGUACCACCGGAGACGGUCGAACGAGCGGCCGGGUUGCUGUUCUUUGACAAGAUUGCCAGAAACAAACUGGCGAAGAUAAAUGGGAAGAAAGUGUGAAAAACGGACAGCGAGAAAAUAAUAAAGCUGAACAUGUGUAACAUAAA
This is a messenger RNA of Anopheles stephensi (Asian malaria mosquito), 1151 nucleotides long. RefSeq names its product endonuclease G, mitochondrial (gene EndoG). The record is from RefSeq and is a predicted model, not a curated record. The transcript is spliced from 2 exons. Gene Ontology annotation, cellular component: nucleus; mitochondrial inner membrane. Lineage: Eukaryota; Metazoa; Arthropoda; Insecta; Diptera; Culicidae. Gene Ontology annotation, molecular function: single-stranded DNA endonuclease activity; RNA endonuclease activity; metal ion binding. Gene Ontology annotation, biological process: apoptotic DNA fragmentation. The coding region runs from base 148 to 1104 and encodes 318 amino acids.